UAUCAUAAGGUGGGGUAUUUCAAACAGAUGACCAAGAGAGGGAAACCAUCAACCAAUAACAAGCCAACUCGCGGCCAUUCUUGAUAACUAAAUUCCAAGCUGUCGUAACUCUUUCAAAUUUCUCCAACAAAUUCCAACUAUUUCCACCAAACCCAUUUCAAAAAAAAUCUUUUUCUAUCAUACUGAAUGAUCUUUUUCUUGUUGAUCAAUAAGAAAUAUUCAAAAUUUUGAAGAAAUAGAGAUGGGUUUUGUGAGUACAUUGGUAGGAAUUCUGGGUUUUUUCAUUGCUCUACCAAUUGGACUUGUUGUGGGGUUUUUCUUAUUUGUCUAUUCUAAGCCUUAUGAUGUUAAGGAACCAGUUAUUACUCCACUUCAGGAAUUUGAUACAAAUUCUCUGUUAGAAAUUUUGCCGGAUAUUCCAAAUUGGGUAAAAAGUCCUGAUUAUGAGCGAGUAGACUGGAUGAACAAGUUUGUGUUGGAAAUGUGGCCGUAUCUUAAUACGGCAAUUUGCAAUACAAUCCGAAGCAUGGCAAAAACUAUAUUUGCAGAUUACAUAGGGAAAUAUCAGAUAAAAGAGAUUGAAUUUGAGAAUUUAAGUCUUGGAACCCUUCCACCUAUUUUCUAUGGUAUGAAGAUAUAUGAGACGAACGAAAAACAAUUAGUCAUGGAACCAGCUAUCAGAUGGGCAGGAAAUCCCAAUGUAGUGUUGUCUGUAAAGCUACUGUCAGUGAAAAUCUGGUUUCAGCUUGUGGAUGUACAAAUAUUCAUUAAUCCAAGGAUAUACUUGAAACCCCUUGUUCCAACAUUCCCAUGCUUUGCUAACAUAGUGGUUUCCUUAGUGGGAAAGCCACGUGUGGAUUUCGGGCUAAAAGUUUUGGGAGGAGAUAUCAUGUCCAUACCUGGUGUUUAUCGCUUUGUUCAGAAAACUAUCAAGAAACAGGUUGCAAGUCUAUACCAUUGGCCCCAAUCACUUGAAAUUCCCAUUCUUGAUACUUCAUCAGUUGCUGUACAGAAGCCUGUUGGUAUAUUAAACGUGAAAAUUGUUCGGGCAAUCAAGCUUUUGAAGAUGGACAUUUUAGGAACUUCCGAUCCUUAUGUUAAAUUAAAUCUAAGUGGAGAAAAAAGGCCAUCGAGAAAAACAUCGAUUAAGAUGAGGAACUUGAAUCCAGAGUGGAAUGAAGAUUUUAAGCUAAUUGUUAAGGAUCCUGAAACCCAAGUUCUUGAGCUGAAAGUGUAUGACUGGGACAAGAUUGGAAAACAUGAUAAGCUGGGGAUGCAACUAGUACCAUUGAAGCAGCUAACUCCCCAUGAAACGAAGCAAUUUACCCUUGACUUGCUUAAGAGUUUUGAUAAGAAUGAAACUUAUGACAAACCUCGGGGCCAGCUCGUGGUGGAGCUCACUUAUGAUCCUUUUAAAUUGGAGAGUGACAGCUUUAAGGGAUCAGAAGAACUGAUGCGAAAACAAAGCAGCAUAGAAAGAGAUUUAGAUGAUACUUCAGUUACCAGUGAAGGGGGAGUACUUUUAGUCACCAUUAUAUCAGCUGAGGAUGUGGAGGGGGAGGAUCAUACCAACCCUUAUGCUCAGAUCAUAUUCCGAGGCGAAAGGAAGAAAACAAAGACUAUCAAAAAGAAUCGGAAUCCACGAUGGGACGAACACUUCAGUUAUAUGAUUGAUGAACCACCUUUGCAAGAAAAGUUGCAUGUUGAAGUAUUCAGCAAACAUAGAACUUUCGGUUUUAUGCGAAAAGAAUCACUCGGGUUUGUCGACAUUAGUCUUGCCGAUGUUGUGCACAACGGACGAAUCAACGAGAAACACAAUCUAAUCAACUCAAAGCAUGGAACGAUUCAUCUUACGUUGGAGUGGCAAACUACAUAAAAUCAACAGAAGAUUACAAGGACAUCUUAUCGCGUUCAUACAUACUUUUCCUGUAUUGCCACUGAAUCAUGAUAAACCGAUCUCAAAACUAGGCAAAAUUAUCCAAUCUCAGGGUACGUUUUCCAAAACAUGUUCAUACUUUACCAAUAAAACUUCUUAGUUUCUAUAUGUAUAUCUCAAAUGUCGAAAUAAAUGUCCCCGAGAUUGGAUUCUUUUUGCCCGUUUCGAGACGAUGUAUGCUCUUCCGUGUAAUGUGUCUAAGAAUCGGGUAAUACAGAUUUUUCGUGUCCAGUCUAAGAGUCGUGCAUACAGAUUUUUCGUGUCCAUUGAAUGUACAGUUGAUUAUGUAAACAUACUGGGAGUUUUACAUAUAUUACACAUUGGAUGCACAAUCAUGAAAGACCAUAUGAUCAUUUACAAGAAUUUGGAGUGUUAAAUGUUCUAAUAAUGUUUAUGUAUACAGAAUAAAUGCAGAUUUUUAC
Messenger RNA from Amaranthus tricolor (Joseph's coat), 2358 nucleotides. Its product is annotated as synaptotagmin-3. The record is from RefSeq and is a predicted model, not a curated record. Gene Ontology annotation, molecular function: lipid binding. NCBI's taxonomy places the organism in Eukaryota, Viridiplantae, Streptophyta, Magnoliopsida, Caryophyllales, Amaranthaceae. Bases 242 to 1876 code for a protein of 544 amino acids. Gene Ontology annotation, cellular component: endoplasmic reticulum. The transcript is spliced from 12 exons.